AUGCGCCGGCGCUCGUCCCGGUUACGCACGUCUCCACCGCCACCCACUACUGCGAGUGGCGCGAGCCAGUACAUCCUCCCUGGCUCUGCCACCUACACCGGUGACGGCACGGCCUACUCCGCUGCCAUCGCCUCCGACGGUGGCAUCGCCUUUGCCUGCUCCUACCGCUACCUCAACUCCUACUUCACCCAGUACUUUGCCGCCAUGAACUCUGCCCAGUGGAACUCGGGCGCCGCCUGCGGUCAGUGCGUGGUGGCCCGCUGCGUCGACCCUGCCUGCGUCACCCAGAACUUUGACGUCCUGGUCCAGAUCGUGGACGAGUGUCCCGAGUGCGCGGAGGGCGCGCUGGACUUCUCCUACCCAGCCUACCAGGCCGUCACUGGCGUGCCCCCCAACCGGCUCACGGUGUCCUGGGAGUACGCGGACUGCUCUUCCUUCAUCUCCGGCGGCAUCCAGUACAACCCCAAGGAGGGCUCCAACGGCUUCUGGCAGGCCUUCUACCUGGACAACUACAGCUACACCCUCGCCUCCGUGUCCUGGGGGGGCGUAACCCUGACCAGGUCCCAAUUCCAGUUCUUCCAGAGGUCGGGGCCCAUGCCCACAGGGCCCUUCCAGCUCACCAUCACGUCCACCACUGGGCAGACGAUCACUGCCACCGUGAACGACUUCAACACCCCCCAGGACCUGGGCGUUAAUUUUUCAUAG
Molecule: messenger RNA, 705 nt
Organism: Auxenochlorella protothecoides
Lineage: Eukaryota; Viridiplantae; Chlorophyta; Trebouxiophyceae; Chlorellales; Chlorellaceae
Product: Expansin-YoaJ
Exons: 4
Coding region: 1-705 (234 amino acids)
Source: RefSeq, a predicted model, not a curated record